This is a messenger RNA of Miniopterus natalensis, 2838 nucleotides long. Its product is annotated as left-right determination factor 2-like. NCBI's taxonomy places the organism in Eukaryota, Metazoa, Chordata, Mammalia, Chiroptera, Miniopteridae. Gene Ontology annotation, molecular function: growth factor activity; cytokine activity; transforming growth factor beta receptor binding. Gene Ontology annotation, cellular component: extracellular region. The record is from RefSeq and is a predicted model, not a curated record. Gene Ontology annotation, biological process: anterior/posterior axis specification.
CUUUCCCCCUUUAGCCUCCAGCUAGGGCUGCCAGAUUUAGCAAAUAAAAAUAUAGGACUCCCAGUAAAGCUUCAGUUUCAGAUAAACAACGAAUAAUUUGUUCAUAUAAGGAUUUCCCAAAUGGUGUCCUGUAUUUCGCUUGGCAGCUCUCCCCCUGGCUGACUGCCCAAUUGUUUGAUUUCCCUGGGAAAACUCUUCAACUGGCCUCAAGUCCACAUUCAGGCUGGGGGAGCCUCAGGAAACUGGGAGAUGUGCUCCCUGCCCUCACCCGGACUUCAGACCUCGUCACCUGGCCUGAGGGUACUUGGCCUAGCUUCCGAGGGUUGCGCAGGGCUCUGCCUGGAAGUAGCUGGAGGGUGUGGGAAGGACUUUGGGUCUGGAAUCUGAAGGCGACUUUGCGCAGGCAUCUAUCAUUAACUGUGUGAUCUUGGGGAUGUUGUCACCUCUGUGAGCCUCGGUUUUCUUGGCUCAAAAAUCGGAGAGGGUGGACUGGAUGAUCCUUUCAGCUCUUAUCUUUAAACCCACGAAGAGCCAGGAAGAGGGAGAGGACAGGUUCCUUAUUGGACAGAACUCCAUUGGUACUAAGUGUUCCGAGGCCCCUUUAGACCCCUCUACCGGCACCCCUCAAUGGGAAACACUGAGUUUCCUAACCAUGGACAGCCCAGCAUGUCAGCUGCCCCCAGGAGCCCUCUGAGCACCAGGUCCAGACGCUCAUCCCUAUAGGCAGGUUGGUCCUUAGAGAGCCCUGGUGUUGAGUGGGCAGUUUAAAUUGCAGUAAGAACAGGACUCAGAGUCCAACACCAGGGACUCCAGUCCUCUCUGUCACUGGGAGACAGGGGAUGUAGCAGAGAAUGGGAUCCCUACCUCUCCUCCAGGAAAGAAGCUUUUUAAUUUAACUGGUCGGGCACCCAAGCCAAGGGACAGACAGCCUUUGUGCCCUUUCUAGACAGCCCCCUCCUCGGGGCUCAUGGACCUGUCUGGCUGAUGAGCUCCCAGGGGGGCGAGGGGUGUGACCUCCCUCCCUUCCCCCCUCCCUCCCUCUCACCACCCAGCCCCAGCCCCAGUGUAGGGCUGGCUAUAAAGCCGGCCCAGCCUGGCCCUCAGCACACCCAGCUGGGACCCUCCUGGACCCUCCUCAGGGGACGCAUCUGCUCUGCUCCUCCUGAUUAGCACCAUGAGGUCCCUGUGGCUCUGCUGGGUGCUCUGGGCACUGCCCCUGCCCAGCCCCAGGGCGGCCAUGACCGAGGAGCAGAUCCUGGGCAGCCUGCUGCAGCAGCUGCACCUCAGUGAGGUGCCCGUCCUGGACAAGAGUGACGUGGAGGAGCUGGUCACCCCUGCUCACGUGCGGGCCCAGUAUGUGGCCCUGCUGAAGCGUGGCCAUGGGGCCCGAUCCCGAGGGAAGAGGUUCAGCCAGAACUUCCGAGAGGUGGCCGGCAGGUUCCUGGUGUCCGAGGCCUCCAGGCGCCUGCUGGUGUUCAGCAUGGAGCAGCGGCUGCCCCCCAACAGCGAGCUGGUGCAGGCCGUGCUGCGCCUCUUCCAGGAGCCGGUCCCUGAGGCCGCGCUCCGCAGGCAUGAGCUCCUCUCUCCACGCAGUGACCAGGCCCGGGUCACCAUCGAGUGGCUGCAUGUCCGUGAUGACGGCUCCAACCGCACCUCGCUCAUCGACUCCAGGCUGGUGUCCAUCCAGGAGAGCGGCUGGAAGGCCUUCGACGUGACCGAGGCCGUGAACUUCUGGCAGCAGCUGAGCCGGCCCCAGGAGCCACUGCUGCUGCAGGUGUCGGUGCAGAGGGAGCACCUGGGCCCGCUGGCCUCCAGCGCCCACAGGCUGGUCCGCUUCGCCUCCCCGGGGCUGUCGGACACCCGGCAGAGUGAGCCCCAGCUGGAGCUGCACACCCUGGACCUCAGGGACUUCGGAGCUCAGGACAAUUGUGACCCCGAGGUGCCAGUGACCGAGGGCACCCGCUGCUGCCGCCAAGAGAUGUACAUUGACCUGCAGGGCAUGAAGUGGGCUGAGAACUGGGUCCUGGAGCCCCCGGGCUUCCUGGCCUAUGAGUGUGUGGGCACCUGCCAGCAGCUCCCAGAGGCCCUGACCUUCAAGUGGCCGUUUCUGGGGCCACGGCAGUGCAUCGCCUCAGAGACGACCUCGCUGCCCAUGAUUGUCAGCAUCAAGGAGGGAGGCAGGCCCCGGCCCCAGGUGGUCAGCCUGCCCAACAUGAGGGUGCAGAAGUGCAGCUGUGUCUCGGACGGGGCGCCCGUGCCAAGGAAGCUGGAGCCGUAGGUACUGGGCAGAGCCACCGUGGGCCUUGGCUCUGUGUACAUCAGAAGGGUUGUAGGUACCAGGAGAGAUGGGGAUUGCUGAUGGGCAAAUGCUCUGUGCUCUCCACUGAGCUCCGAAUUUGCUUCCUCUGACCAGUCAGCUCACCUCCUAAUAUUUGCCUCCCAGGAACAAGACACCCUGGUCACUGGGCAGCCCCUGCUCAGUCUUUUCUAUCCUUAAUAUUGUUCACUGCACUAUAUCCUAAGCACUUACCUGUGUAGAUCCUGUAAUCUAAGAGCAGAAACUCCAAUUUGUCAUUGUUUCCCUGACCUAUCACAGGAUCUGGGCUGAGCUCUGUCGUGUGGGCUAUAGAUCCAACUGCCACUCUGGGUCAAGUAUGGGUUGUGUGUCCCCAUCUCACAUACUAAGGGCAUUUUGCAAGAAACAAAUAAAACACAUUUUAUUCUGUAUUUCUCUAUUUUACCAAGAAGCCUGCCAAUUGUACGGAAAUGUAAAGUUCUAUGGGGACUAGGCCAACCUGAUUAGAAAACUAAGGAAAGAGCUAAAAAAAAAAAAAAAAA